CGAACUAACCACGAGGCCUAUUCGAAACUGAAACCUCCCGAGUCCUGGCUUGUGUUGUGCUCAUCAUCAGCUUCUUCUUUUUCUUCUUCUUCAUUUCCAAAAACAAUAGUAGCCAUGAACCGUGUUGCAUUUUCCAAAUUCUUUGGGCACCGUUGCAGAGCCAUCCACCACACCACCCGCAAGCAGUUUUCUGACCAUCGCGGAACUGAUCUCCAAAGUGCUGGUCCCGUGGCCUCUCUCCUCAAGUCCCGUUCCGUUAUACGAUUCCGAGGACCUGACACCGUUAAGUUUCUUCAGGGCCUGUUGACCAACGAUGUACGGCGAUUUGGUGAACCCAUUGGUGAAAAUACCGAAAAUUUGCCUACACCCAACGUGGAUGUUGCGUCGGUUCCUCCUAUAUAUGCUGCGUUAUUGACCCCUCAAGGGAGAUUCCUCUAUGACCUCUUUCUCUAUAAGCCGCCCAGGUCCAACACCAAGCUUGAUAAGACCGGGACUGGACCUGGGUCUGACCCCGAUGAACCCUUUGAUUUGUUUGCCGAUGUGGAUGCUUCUGUGUUGGAUGAAUUGUUGCAAACCUUCAACAAAUACCGGUUGAGGUCGAAGGUUGAGAUUGAUAAUGUCACAAACGAUUUCUCAUGCUGGCAGCGUUAUGGUGCUGGCAUUCCUGAGAAGUCCUCCCAUGUAGAAGAACCAGAAGCAGCCUCUGUUGGCUGGGGUGCUGGUGUGGAUCGUGCUGCAAUGUCAGCUUCACAUGGGAGUAAUCUUGGCUGGCAGUGGUUUAAGGAUCCCAGAUUGGUCUGUCUUGGUUUCAGAGGGAUCUUCCCAUCAAAUAUAAUUCCACCUCUAGUUGAGGUUGACAAAGAAACUGAUGAACAGAAUUACCUUCUAUGGAGAAUAGAAAAGGGAGUAGCAGAAGGAUCAACUGAGAUUCCAAAAGGUGAGGCAGUACCACUUGAGUAUAAUCUUGCAGGCCUUAAUGCAAUUAGCUUUGACAAAGGCUGCUAUGUGGGCCAGGAACUCAUAGCUCGGACACACCACAGAGGGGUGAUUCGAAAGCGCAUAGUUCCUCUAAGGUUUCUCGCUAAGGAUGGGAAAGAAUUAUUAAACAAAGUCAUUCCAGGCUCAGAAGUAAUGAACACGGCAUCUGGCAAAAAAGCUGGUGCCGUGACUACUGCCCUAGGAGGUCGUGGACUGGGGCUCUUGCGACUAGAGGAAGCUUUGAAGGGGUCCGGUGCCUUAUCCAUUCAAGGACAAGAGGAUGUGAAGGUUGUCGCUAGCAGACCAGAUUGGUGGCCUUCUGAAUGGCUUCAAGAUCAUCAACAGCACUCUGCUUUUGCCUAGGAUACGCAAGACAGUUCAAAUUUAUGAACAAUUUUGCGGGUGAAUAGCUUGUAAACAUGGAGUUAAUGUAAUCCUAAUGCUUCCAGUGGGUGAACGGCUAGUAAAAAAGGAACUAUGCGAUGGCUGUUGUAGAUUUUAAUGCGGAAUAAAUUUCAUCAUGGUAAUGUAGUUUGCCAUUUUU
This is a messenger RNA of Gastrolobium bilobum, 1522 nucleotides long. RefSeq names its product putative transferase At4g12130, mitochondrial. Gene Ontology annotation, molecular function: protein binding. The record is from RefSeq and is a predicted model, not a curated record. Bases 115 to 1341 code for a protein of 408 amino acids. Gene Ontology annotation, cellular component: mitochondrial matrix. NCBI's taxonomy places the organism in Eukaryota, Viridiplantae, Streptophyta, Magnoliopsida, Fabales, Fabaceae. The transcript has 5 exons.